This is a messenger RNA of Lachancea lanzarotensis, 1761 nucleotides long. RefSeq names its product LALA0S08e00716g1_1 (gene KAR9). NCBI's taxonomy places the organism in Eukaryota, Fungi, Ascomycota, Saccharomycetes, Saccharomycetales, Saccharomycetaceae. Bases 1 to 1761 code for a protein of 586 amino acids. The record is from RefSeq and is a predicted model, not a curated record. The transcript has a single exon.
AUGAGCCCUAAAACGCAUGAACCUUCGGCUAAUGCUGUUCCAAUGGAACUGAACGUCUCGUUUCAAACUAAUCCGAGUAUCCUUGUUGAAACUUUGAAAGUCCUUACUCUUCUGUCUCCGAAAAUCAAGAAAGAUGCAGGUCAUCAUCGGGGCCGGCUGAUCGCUGAUCUCAGCGAAUUAUCAAGACAAUGGCAACAUUUGCAGGGAGUUUUAGAGUCCCGUUUUGACCUAGAAUGCUCCGAUGAAGAAGUGCUCGAGAGAUUCGCGGGUAUGAACAGGGUCAAAAACGAUUUCUACCGGGUGUUUCAAACAAUCACAGAUAUAGAGGCUGGCUUGAUAGAACGGCUUGACGAAAUAGAGUCUUGGGUCGAAAAUGGAGCUGAGGACGAGGAACUGCAUAAUUUGAUAAACACAUUCGAGGACUGUUGGAUGAGACUUGAUCGUUUAAAGAUUCUGCUGCGAUCUUCAAGGUAUGCUUUGGAAAGCGGGCUAGAGUUCAAUGCAAUUCUCAACGACAACAUCCUGGCACUGGAUGCAUUGAUAGACGGAAAUGCUGAAAAAUGUUUUGAAAUAAAAGAGGGCAUGAAAAGCUCGGAAAUCUCGCGGGCUUCUUUCGACAUUCAAAAGAGAGUCAGCAGCAUUCUUUCGGAGUGUGCCGAUACGGGAUUUGCUCGAGUGCCUUCUUUUUUCGAGGAUUCUGACCUCUUCGAGAAAUUCAUCACAAUCAGGGAUACUAUAGAGCCAUUGGAAGAAAACUUACGACACACUUUACGCCACAGGAUUGAGCAUUUUGGCAAUCGUCAGAUCAACCAUGCUGAAUAUUUGGUCAAUAUUUUGAAAACAAAACACAAUGACCUUGGUCAAAAACACGACUCACUGCUGGUUGUUUUCUAUUUACUUAAGGAAGAGCUUGUAAACUCUCGCUGGAAGGAGCUCUUUAAAAGCUUGAACAAAAUCAUUGAACAGGACGUAGUGGCCGCUAGUGCCAUGGUCACUGAACAAGCAGCCCGCUCAACACUGCGAACGUUAGAACGCUCUAAACUCGUGUCACUCCAGCAGGAAAUUGAAAAUAACUUUAAUAUCGUAUACCAGGCUCUCCAUAGCUCUGUGCUUAGCGUCGAUGUGGCCGAUCAGUCCAACGAGCUUGCCGAUCGGUGGCUUGAAGUCAGAUCACAGAUACAAGAACUUCGCUCACAGGCAGAUACAGACGAAGAUCUAGCGUCACAUGUCCAGAAGUUGUCUUUACGAGAGGAAGAACCUGUCGAGAAAAGGUCAACUCAAACGCGCUCUACCAGUGUUGGAGCAUUUUUGUUCAAGCGCAUGAACAUCAAGCCAGUCAUGGUAAACACUACCCCAAAGUCCGCUGUGAAGCUCAAACCACUGUACCAGCCAUCAUCGAUCUCACAACCCGCUCGACUUAACUUUGAGAGUAUCCCCAACCUCUCGCAGUCAUACAAUAGCGAUGAAAUAUCAACUAGCAUCAUUCCAAGCCCAAGUCGAAAUGCAAACCCCGACCCUCUACCUGACAUUUCCCUUACCGAACUACUGCAUCAGAAAAUAGCUUAUUUUUCGAACCUGAGGUCGCAAAUUCCCGUAUUCAAGUGCCAUAAACACAAUUUGGCACAACCUAUCAUCAACCACUUGUCAGAUCCAAUGAAAGUGGUACCUCAAAGCUCGAUCCUGCCCAUCUUGGAAUCUGAAGUAUUCCAAAGAAAGUGUCAACUUUCGACCUCGUGCUUACCUAAGCUGCAAUUAAAUUGA